AAUUUAAAUAUUAAAAAUGAAUAACAAAUGUGGAUCUGGGCGACCACUAAGAAAAAGAACACAUAAUAUUAUAACUAGACAUCAAAGCCAAAGAUAUGCUGGACAACCAAAUGAACUACCUGUUAGUGACCUCCCAACAUAUAAACAGAUUAUUCAAUAUGCCUAUAAGGUCGAAAAUGAAAUAACUACAACUGAAAAAAUUGACUCUCCAGCCGUAGUUUUAAAAGUGAGUGAAGAAAUUUUAAAAAUUUGGAAAAACGUUAAUCCAAAUCUUCCACUAGUGAAAGAGAAACCUCUAAGAAAUAAGGUACAUAGAACAUUUCAAAAAGUAAUUGCAGCUGAACGAUCUAAAGCUUCAAAACAUAAAAAUAGUGUUUGUUGGUUGGAAAAUAACCUUUUAAAGUUAUUUGAUAUAUCAGCAUGUUGAUGUGAACUUCCUCUUUUAAUUUGUGAUGACAGAAAUGUUCGAUGCAAGGGUUGCUCUAACAAGCACUAUGUAUGUCUCUGUGAAAAAAGUAAACAGGUUCCAGUUCUAGAACAAGAGUAUUUAAAGGACCAGAAAGUUAAGCAAGGGCCCUUUGGAACCUGGCAGAUAGGCCGAAUUGAUAAGAAAGAAACAGCCAUGACUGCAAGAAAAAGAAAUAAGGAGAAAAUUAAUAUGAAGUGACACCACUCCAUUCAGAUAAUGAUUAUAUUAGUGAAACUGAUAUGGAAAUAGAUAACGAUGAUGAUUAUAAAAAGCAGAAUCGUGAGUUUUUUGCAAAACCACUGUGUGAAAAAAAUUACACAGAUUUAACUAACAUUGCCAAAGCUGCCAUUAGGUUCCAAGUUAGUGAUGCUGCAACAUCUGCCAUAGCAACUGCUACCUUGAUAGACUAUCAAAUUAUAACUCAGAAUGACAGAUCACAAAUUAUCACUGAAAAAAAGAUAUUUUACACUAAAAAGCGUGUUUCAACCAUGUUUAGUGAAAAACACUGUUCAGAAGUUUUCCAUUUGAAAGUCAUUGGAGUAGAUAGUAAAAAAGACAAAAAUACAUUAGCACAUAUAUUAGGAUAUGAUCAUAAUGCUGAACCUAUUGUUAAUAGAACAGUAAAGGAUGAACAUCACUUAACUUUUACUGCAGAAAGUGGACCUUUUUCUAAGAAAUAUUUAACUCAUAUUGAAAUAAAAAAUGGAACAGGAAUUACAAUGGCAACCGAAACACUAAAAAUACUUGAAAAAUACAACAGCAUUAGUAGUUUGGAAGCCAUUGUUCUUGAUAAUACUUCUGCUAAUACCGGUGCAGAUAAUGGCUUAGUUGUGACAUUAGAAAAGCUUUUAAAUCGAGGAAUCCAUUUUAUAGGAUGUGUACUUCAUCAAAACGAGUUACCACUUCGCCAUGUUAUAGCUGAAGUAGAUGGUAAAAGUAACAAUCCAAAGAAAUAUAAGGGCCCUAUUGGUCAAAAAGCUUCUGCAGAUGAUUUGCAUGAUUUACCAAUAGUUGAUUUUAUUCCAAUUCAAUCAGAGAUUGAUUCAUAUGUAAACUCUAAUAUUUUAUCUGAUCUUAGCACAGAUCAACGUAAUCUUUACGAAUACUGUAUUGGAAUAUCUAGAGGUUUUAUAUCCCCAAAAUAUUCAAUGAAAAAACCAGGACCUGUUUACCAUGCCAGAUGGCUAACUCUAGCUUUAAGGAUAAUGAUGGUUUAUGCGAGAGUGAAGAAUCCUACAGAUGAGUUGUGCAUAAUUACAAAGUAUAUUGUCCAAGUAUAUUGCCCCGUGUGGUUUGCCCAUAAAAAGUCUGGUCUUUAUAAAGAUGCUCCAAGACUUCUUCAUAAAACAAUAGAGUUUGUUAAAAAUCAAACAGACAAUGUACAACAAAUUGUUUUUCAAAAUCUUCAAGGAAACUCUUAUUGCUGUCUUCAAGAAAACUUUUUAUAUUCUAUGUUGCAAGAUGAUGAAAAAGAUAUAAGAGCUCAAGCUAUUAAGCAAAUUUUGUCAGGCAUUCAAGAGAAGUAAAUCCUGAAGUUAAACCAAAAAUCAAAGCAAAAUCAAUUAUGCCUAUUAACUUUAACGCUGAUACAUGGAGUGGUUUAGUUGAUGUUUCUUUAAUUGAGGUCAAACCUCCAACUUCUAUCCUAAUUUCAUCAUUUGAAUUAGAGAAUGCUUUGCAAACUUCUAAAAAGCCUAUUCUUACAGAUUUACCCAACAAUUCACAAUCAGUGGAAAGGUCUGUGAAACUUUUAUCAGAGGCAUCAAAGAUAGUUUAUGGUCAAAUAAAGAGACACAACUUUAUCUUAACUAAAAAUCAAAGCAGAGCAGAAAAUAAAUGUAAUUUAUCUAAAACUGAUUACUUUAUACCUUUUUCUUGAAAAA
Hydra vulgaris (swiftwater hydra) is the source of this 2352-nucleotide messenger RNA. RefSeq lists its product as uncharacterized. Lineage: Eukaryota; Metazoa; Cnidaria; Hydrozoa; Anthoathecata; Hydridae. The record is from RefSeq and is a predicted model, not a curated record.